Molecule: messenger RNA, 1377 nt
Organism: Pelmatolapia mariae (spotted tilapia)
Lineage: Eukaryota; Metazoa; Chordata; Actinopteri; Cichliformes; Cichlidae
Product: leucine-rich repeat and transmembrane domain-containing protein 1
Exons: 3
Coding region: 1-1377 (458 amino acids)
Biological process (GO): neuron projection regeneration
Molecular function (GO): protein binding
Source: RefSeq, a predicted model, not a curated record
AUGAAGCCGCUGGCACCAUCACCUCGCAGGACUGCAGAAGAAGUGAGUCAUGCUUUGGUGCAGAUGUGGUGUCCUGCUGGCUCUCUGCAUCUGUCCUCUAGCCUGCCUUGCAGUGUCUCCCUGUCCUACUGGGUGCUGCUGCCCUCGCCCAGGAUUUCUGGUUCUGUUACCUCAGCUCUAUCUGUGGCCAGAAACCAGCUCUGUAAUGUGGACCACCAGCUCUGGCCCUUCUCCGGCCUCCAGGAGCUCAGCCUCAGUCACAAUCUGCUAGCCCGCUUCCCUCGUGGUCUGCCUCCCAGCCUGGAGUCCCUGCAGCUGCAAGAAAACCGCAUUACUUACAUCACCUCAGGUGUCCUGAGGCAACUGGGAAACCUCACUCGCCUGGACUUAGAAGACAACCGUAUUCGUGCCAUCCAGCCCGGGGCACUUCAGGGUCUCCACAAGCUGCAGGUCCUGACGCUGAAGGGGAACAGGCUUACCAGUCUCCCCAUGAGUCUUCCACCAUCACUGACCCACUUAGAUCUUUCAGAAAACUGCAUCUCUGCCUUGGACCUGCCCUCACUGUCUGCCCUGGUCAACCUGCAGGUCCUGAAGAUCAACAGCAACUGCCUGCGGUCAGUCCCAGAGAGCGCCUUCGACAGCCUGCCACGUCUCAGAUCUGUGGACCUCACCAACAACCUGUGGGUGUGUGAGUGUGACAUUCUAUAUCUGUACCGCUGGCUGCUGAGCGGUAGGCUUAAGAUGGCCACAGACAUUGUGUGCACAGAGCCUGAUCAUCUCGCCCACCGUCUGCUUCUGAAUCUCUCUGUCGUGGCCAUCUGUCCUCGUGUCUUGAAGCCAAAUGACAAAGUUACACACGAACGUGACCUCAGCUCUGCACAGGCGAGGAUGCUAACAGCGCAGCCAGCAGAGAAAAUAUCAAAACUAACCACUAAUGGACUGCUUUCUGAAGCUCUAAACAGUAAUCAAGACUCUCCCAAGACGCGUGUCUUGCACUACUCUUUAGAGACUCUUACCUAUGAGGAGUGUUUAUCCCUAAAUAACAGUCAGUCAGUCAGCCCCUUCCAUUUAAAGACUACUACUUCUCUCCCUGAGGAGGAACAGAGGUGCAGAGACAACAUUACAGCUCGAUACCCUCAGAGUAAUGUAACCCCUGCUGAGGGGACACAGUUCUUGCUUUCCACACAUAGAGAUGCACUCGUGCCCACUCUCGUCCCACAGCCGUUCACUCAGCAGGCCUCUGCAGCGAUAGUCUCUCUGCUCGUUGUGCUGUGUGUGUUAGUGGCUCUCGUAAUGCUGGCAGUGCUGCUCGUGCUGAAAAAGGUGCUCGUGCGUCAGCAGAGGGUGGCUCCUGCUGAUUCAGGAUCAGCAGGAUGA